Molecule: messenger RNA, 4012 nt
Organism: Lates calcarifer (barramundi perch)
Lineage: Eukaryota; Metazoa; Chordata; Actinopteri; Centropomidae
Gene: mtmr6
Product: myotubularin related protein 6
Exons: 15
Coding region: 195-2174 (659 amino acids)
Biological process (GO): dephosphorylation
Cellular component (GO): nuclear envelope
Molecular function (GO): phosphatidylinositol-3,5-bisphosphate phosphatase activity
Source: RefSeq, a predicted model, not a curated record
UUGACGUGAUUGCAGGGAUCUUUACGCGGAUGGAGGUGUAGAACAAUUGACAAUAAACACAUAUCGUAUGCCUCCGACAAAGUAAAAGCGUUUUGUGCAGCGGUUUCAGUUACCAGAAUAUCAAUGAUACGGUUUUCUCCAGAAGGCGUCGUUUGAAGCUUUGAAAUCGCUGACAGCUGUUUUGACCCGGAGAAAUGGAGCACAUCCGAACGCCAAAGGUGGAGCAGGUGCGGCUUUUGGAUCGUUUCAGCAACAAAUCCACAAAUGGUACACUGUACCUCACAGCCACACAUCUCAUCUUUGUGGAGAACAGCUCUAACAACUCAACCUCCGCAGGGCAGGAGAUCUGGAUUCUGCAUCACCACAUAGCGUCUCUCGAGAAGCUCUCCCUGACCACCACAGGCUGUCCUCUGGUCAUCCAGUGUCGUAACUUCAGAGUGGUUCACUUCGUGGUUCCGAGAGAAAGAGACUGCCACGACAUCUACAGCUCACUCCUGCGUCUUCUACGGCCUGUUUCCUAUGAGGAGCUCUACGCUUUCUCCUACAACCCCAAACAGAACGACCAACAGAGAGAAGAAGGAUGGCAGCUCAUCGACCUGGGGGCAGAGUUUGAGAGGAUGGGCGUCCCCUGCGACCAAUGGCAGCUCACUGACGUCAACAGAGACUACAAGGUGUGUGAGACAUAUCCACGGGACCUGUACGUUCCCAUCACAGCCAGUAAGCCUAUCAUCGUGGGGAGUUCAAAGUUCAGAAGCAAAGGACGUUUUCCUGUACUCACAUACUUCUACCAGGAGAAAAAGGCAGCAGUGUGUCGAUGCAGUCAGCCUCUGUCUGGAUUCAGCGCACGAUGCUUAGAGGAUGAGAGCAUGCUGCAGGCCAUCAGCAAAGCCAAUCACAACAGCCGAUUUGUCUAUGUCAUGGAUACUAGGCCAAAGUUGAAUGCACUAGCUAACCGAGCAGCAGGUAAAGGCUAUGAAAACGAAGACAACUACUCCAACAUCCGCUUCCAGUUUGUCGGCAUCGAAAACAUCCAUGUAAUGAGGACCAGCCUUCAGAAACUGCUAGAAGUGAUUGGGACUCGGUCUCUUUCCAUGAGUGACUAUUUGGUUGGCCUGGAGAGUUGUGGCUGGCUGCGGCAUAUCAAGGCUAUUGUAGAUGCAGCUAUAUUUCUCACCAAGGCGGUGACAGUGGAGGGAGCCAGCGUGUUGGUUCAUUGUUCAGAUGGAUGGGACAGAACGGCCCAGGUCUGCUCCCUGGGGGCAUUGCUCAUGGACCCUUAUUACCGUACCAUCAAGGGCUUCAUGGUACUGAUUGAGAAAGACUGGAUCUCCUUUGGUCACAAGUUUGCUGACAGGUGUGACCAGCUGGAUGGGGACUCAAAGGAGGUGUCUCCUAUUUUCACUCAGUUCCUGGAGUGUGUCUGGCAGCUGACGGAGCAGUUCCCACAGGCGUUUGAGUUCAGUGAGUGGUUCCUGCUGCAGAUCCAUGAACAUGUCCACUCCUGUCAAUAUGGAAACUUCCUCGGCAACAAUCAGAGACAGAGAGAGGAGUUGCAGCUCAGAGAGCGGACACACUCACUGUGGGCAUAUCUAAUGAGCGAAAAAGACAACUACUUGAAUCCAUUCUACAGCCCCGCAUACUCUGAAUCACACCCUGUAUUGGAGCCCUCCACCCUGCCUUACCAUUUCAAGUUCUGGAGGAACAUGUACCACCAGUUUGAUCGGUCCAUGCACCCACGUCAGUCUAUCCUCAAAACCAUUCUGACUCUGAGAGAGAACAGCCGCAAGGCAGAGAGCACAUUGCAAGCACUUGAGAGUAAGCUCCAACAGCUCGGUGUGACCCCCAUCGCAACAUCCGAUCCCCCUGCACCUCCUCCCACCAGAGACCAGCGCUCCAACUCGAACGCGCUCCCGCCACGUCCCGACUCCCUCAUCCUGGGGGCGCCCAUCAACCACAAAGAAGUGCAGCGGCAGGUGGAGGACGACGAGCAGGAGGAGGUGGGCGAGGAGGCCACGGAGAGCACCGACACGGAGCGGACAGUAGAGGGCAGCAGCGGCACUGAGAGCAGGAAGCAGAGCUACGGGGAGCUGGAAGGGACAUACAACACUGAGCUAGCUAAAGAAGAGCCGGCUGUUGUCAGUCUGGAGUUCGGAGUGGCACGCAUGACCUGCUGAGUCCAAACAGGGGUAUUGUGGGAUACUGAGGGACAGGCGUGACUGAAAGAGAAGACUGAAAGCGUGUGCAUGUCAGAGGAAAGCUGGUGUUCUGUAUGUGGUCAAGUGCUCAUUACAAAGUGGUCCUGAAUGGGCCGAGUGGAUGAAGUUGUAUGUCUGUAUAGUUUAAAUCUCUAUGGCAAGCCUCAUUAUUAUGUCAUAUAUUGCACAUAUAGAAAAAAGGCUCGUUUUUUUAUGAAUGUUGAAAAGCACUAUAGGGAGGUAAUGAAUAGAAAAAGAGAAUAAACUCAUCCAAAAAAAUUGUGAGUCUUCUAGUUUGUCCAGUUUAUAAUCCAUAUUGAAAAUGUGUUCCCUUAAUAUUGCUAACAAAUGGCCACAUUUUCAAUAUGAAAACACACACAAAUCACAUUUUUUGGCACCAGAAAUAUUUAAUUUCAUCCAAAGGCUUGAGUCCAAUCUAAUCUGAAUGUUGCUUGUGACCUGAGCUGAUUUUACUCCAGCAGAUUGCGAAAGGAAAAAAAAAAAAACACAUCACAUUCUACAUCAUUAAAGAUAAUCUAGCACUGGAAAUUAUGUUGAGCCAAAAUUUGGCUGCACCACUAACUGCGUCUAACUAAAUGCAGUAGUGAGAGGCCGUCACUUUAACCACUAAUGUGACAACAGAUCAGGUGCAGCUGUCAACUGCCACCCUCAUUGAUCAUAUAAUCCUAUUUUACCUCUCCCAUUGAUCAGAUAAUCUGACAUCCUAAUGUGCAUUGAUCCCAAAAUCCUAUUGGUCUCCUCUGUCUGCCAUGUCCAGUGACUUAUGAUUUAUGACAGCUGACUGGGAUCAGGGGUCACUGUCACACAUACACUGAGGACAGACAAGGUCAACAAGUCUGCUCGUGUCUGCAAGUCUUGUCGGUUGUAAGACCUGACUGCUGGACUUUUUCAAUAAAGAGAAUUUUAAAGAAAAAUGUUUUUAAAAAUUGCCACAAAUGAUCCAUGCUUUUUCUUUAAGUCUCCUUUAGAUUCUGUUCACAUCAGGUCAAUCAGACUGUAUAUGCCAAAGCUGGAUGUUGAAAUACUUUGCAAAAAGUAUUUAGAUUAAUAUUGCUGUCAUCACACACCCAUAUUUUAACUGGGUUAGGUUUACUGCCCUGGGGAUGUAGCGUAGGAAUUUAGGCCAGAGGUUCACAUUUAUUUUUGAGCCAGACUGUGUGUUUUGGCUCAGCUUAUCUGUUGAAACCAUAAUAAUUCUGUGUUAAUACCAGACUAAGGUUGUAAAUUUGCUUCAUAUCAAAGCUCAGAUUUGGAUUUGAUUUACUGUAAAAGCAUGUAUUUCCCUCACUGAGUUUGGUGCAGACAGGCAAGAUGUUAAACCUGCGUAUUUGUCUGCAAUGCAAAAUCACCACCAUUUGCAUAGAUUUUGUUUACAGUGUGUUUUCCAUGCUCUCAGGCCCACAAUUAUACCACCCUAAACUGUUCAUUCUGCUGUGUUAUAUCCAGCCUGUGUGCUAUUUAAUACUUUGUGGAAUUUGUGCUUACAGUUUUUGCAGUGAACUUGCUCCAUCAACUCCACUCUCUUCACCAGUUCCGCAUACUGUAGGGAUAAAUGGGGUUUUGUACUUUGCACACACACACACACACACCACACACACACAAGCACAUUCACACAGCCAUCAGACAAACUGACCACUGGCCCCAGACAAAUCAGUGCCUGUGAGUAAAUAAACAUAUCAUUAUUCAGCUAUAACAGCUGCAGUAGAGAUUGCCUGGCACUGCAAUGUGAUGUAUAUACCCCCUUUUCCUAGUCUUUAAAUGAAGAGAAAAAAGACUGGUUAUAACUGGUGCCAAGA